Xylona heveae TC161 is the source of this 619-nucleotide messenger RNA. RefSeq names its product mitochondrial ribosomal protein subunit L51. The record is from RefSeq and is a predicted model, not a curated record. Gene Ontology annotation, cellular component: mitochondrial large ribosomal subunit. Gene Ontology annotation, molecular function: structural constituent of ribosome. NCBI's taxonomy places the organism in Eukaryota, Fungi, Ascomycota, Xylonomycetes, Xylonales, Xylonaceae. The coding region runs from base 54 to 467 and encodes 137 amino acids. The transcript has 3 exons. Gene Ontology annotation, biological process: mitochondrial translation.
AGAUCCCCAGUCAAGCCUGAACGUCUUGAAUUUCAUAUUCAUAUUCAGCCACAAUGCCAGUUCAGGGCCUACGAGCAGUCUCGACUGCCAGGAAUGGCGUCGGCGCAUUCAUCCUCCAAUGCAAACGCUUGGAUUUCCACUACUGCGACUGGGCAGGCAGUUCACGGGGCAUGAACGCCUUUCUCAAGAAUACUCUUCCAGCAUUCGCCCGCGCAAAUCCCCAGGUUGAAAUCAAUGUUUCGCCCCGGCCGCGGAAGCACCCUGUUAUCAAAGGCACAUACAUCAAUGGUCGGGAAAAAGCAGUUUGCGUCAGAAACUUGGAGAAGGAGCAGAUCCUUAAGAAGGCAGAACUUCUAAGGGAUGCCAGUGGCGAGCAACUGAAGAGAGUCACCAAACCGAUCAGCAGCACGAACGAGAGUGUUAGGGGUAUCUGGAGUCCCUAUCACGGAGACAGUCACACUCUUUAAAUACCUUUUUAACGAUUUUUUCCAUUGCAAAAACUACUUGGAUUGUAUAAAUAGGGCCCCACCCGGCGUCAAUUGGUAUCUGUUCUCAUGGAUUGGUACAAAUAGCGAAAUAUCAUAGAUCACUCUGCAUAUACAACAAUGUAAUCACAGUC